Molecule: messenger RNA, 3874 nt
Organism: Pelagomonas calceolata
Lineage: Eukaryota; Pelagophyceae; Pelagomonadales; Pelagomonadaceae
Source: the annotation of a GenBank genome assembly
CACUUGCGAAGGGAGAAGCACCAGCACGCGGUGAAUUGACGCUGAAAACCUGCCUUCGGCCGUACCGGUAUAGCUUCAGAGCCUUCUCGAACCCUCCAGCCCGAUUCCGCAGCGAUUCGGGCCCCCGCCGGCGAGUUUGGCUUCCGGAGAGCUUCUGCAGAUUGGAGGCAGAGCAUCAACUGCGGAGCGAAUUCCGCCUUCGGAGAGACAACAAAGAAGUGAGAAAACAACAAUGUCCGAGCUGCGCCAGUCGUCGCGCCCGCGCAAGGCGAGCGCGCGCGCGCGCGAGGCGGCGGCGGACGCCGAGGACGAGCCUCCAAAAACACCAGUCAAGCGGCAGAAACAAACCAAAGCGGUAGCCACGCCCGCGCCGCCGGUCGCGGAACAAACUGAAGACGACGCCUGGGCCCAGUGCGACGCCUGCCAGAAGUGGCGGCUCCUCCCGAAGGACCACGUCGUCGACAAAGGGAAACAGUGGACCUGUUCUCUGGUAGGAAGAAGCUGCGACGAGCGCGCCGACGACGACACCGAACCAACGGGCACGGUGACGCCCCCGCCGGAACCGCCGCCGCCGACGCAGCACCCGGUCUCACUCAAGGACCUCGACACGAAGCCUGAGGAUAGGGCCAAGGUCAUGCGCAUGAAGUGCCCCGAGCUGCGGGACGCGUUACGGGCCAAAGGUUUAAGUGUAGACGGCCUGAAAGAGACGCUGCAAGCGCGACUGCUGAACCCGACGUCGAACGACGUCGCGCGGAAGAAGCGGACGGAUCCGACCGUGACGACGUUCCGCAAGCGCGAGCGACGGAACGGCCGCUGGGGCCCCUGGGUCGACACCGUCGUCCCCGAGGAGGGCCUCACGUACCGAACGCGGCGCGACGGGGGGGUCAUCCGCAUCUACCGCAACUUCGAGAGUUUGGAAGAUCGUGUAGUAUUACAAGCGACGGUGGCCGAGACGACGUUGUUCCGCCAGUACAAAUUCGGCAAUGUUCCCGAGCCUAGGGUACACAUGCUCUUAGCGCCAGAGUCCGCCCCGGGCUGCGCGUAUAGCUACCACGGCGUCACGAUGCGCGCUUCUUCCAUCGAACAGGCGCCCUGCGUCAAGGUUCUGGCCGACAAGUGCACGGAGAAGUUCGGGAAGGAGUGGAACGUUGGUGUGGAUGUAGUAGCCUAUAGAGAUGGUUAUGACAGCUGCGGCUGGCACGCCGACGACACGCAGGGCGAAACACUCAUAGUAGCGGUAAUAUUACAAAGUGGCGGCGGUCCGAGACGGGUCCAGUUCCGGCCGAAGACGCCCGACGCGAAAUACGAUGACUCCAAUGGAAUCACGCGGCGGAGCAAGGACCACAUUGGGGAACGGCCGUUGCAAGAUGGUGACGAAGAGAUCGAGUUGUGGAUCGAGGAGGGCGAUUGUUAUACGAUGGAUCGAGGCGUGCAGAUCGGGUAUGAACACCAAGUGCCCAAGGUGCCUUCUUACGGAUCUAGGAGAGUCGUAGCUAUAUUGAGAGAAGGCCAGCCCCGUUUUAAGGCCGAGGGCGCGGACACGGGCACGCCGAACGCGUCCCUAGAACCACCGGAACGGUGGGACUACGAAAAGAACGGCGGCCGGUUCGGGAAAAUUGCGAAGGUCGACGAAGGUGAAGGUGUCUAUUAUAGCAGGGAGCACUUGUGUGCGACGGGCGGGCACAACCAAGCGCAACGUGGGGUCAGUGGUUCGCUCGAGAGAGGUGCCGAGUCCGUCGUGGUGUCGCGGUGUUCUUCGAAGAUGCGGGAGGCCGACGGCGUCUCGUGGUUGCGGUACACAUCAACUCGAAAGCAGGGUGCGGCUGCUCUAUGGAGGAAUUUGGUGACGAACGGCCAGCCCAUUCGGGUGUUUCGCUCCUCCAAGCUGGCGAACGCGUGGGCGCCUCCUCUGCUGAAUGGCAAGAAGGAGCCGGCGCAGUACCGCUACGACGGCUUGUAUGACAUCGCGUGCAUGUGGGACGACGAGGGGAACCGAUCUGUCAAACAACCCAGCCAGGCGCCGCCCGGUUCUCGAAAGGGCAAGAAGCGCAAGGCGCCUCCAUCCAUGCCGCGGACCGUGGCGACGCGCGGCGUGCGGCCCGACAUCCUCCAGGCGCUGCCGCCGCCCGCAGUGCCCGCGGUCGUCCAGGCGCCUCCUGUUAGUCCUCAGGGGCCUCCGUCGACGCCCGCGGCCGCACGCCCGGACAGCCUCCAGGCGCUGCCGCCGCCGCCGCCGCCGGCAGAGACUUUGGGUAACGACGACAUGGACUGCGACGGCCGCGGACCGGCGCCGACCGCCGGGACCAACUUCGUCGUCCCGCCCGUGCGCCAGAGCUACGAGCAGCCGAUCGACGCCGCCGGCGCGAGCGACGACGGAUGCCCGAUGCCUGGGCUGGUCGCCGAGACCGCCGCGGCGCCCGAGGUUCCUGCGCCCGCGCCUCCAGCCGAGCCCGCAGCGAUGGAGACCGAGCCCACGGCCGCGCCGAAGGCUGAGCCGGAGCCCGCGCCGGAACCGGCGGCCUCCGCGCCGGCCGCCGCGGCUGCCCAGGCGGACGCGAGCGACGGCGGCGGGCCGAAGACGGAGCCGGACGCCGGCACUCCGGCCGCCGGGGACGACGCCGCCGACGCGAAGCUGGCGCUGGCCCCCAUCGCACCGGCCGCGGCCGCCGAAGGCGAGGAAAUGGGCGCGCCGGCGUACACGUUCCUCCUCAGGAGAAGGGAGGACGUCAACGCGUGCUCGAACGCGGAAUUGAUAGAGCGCUUGACGAAGCAGGCGGGCGGCCUCGCGCCGCCGCCCGAUCUUAUGCCGGAGACGCUGCCGCGAUUGGCCUGGGUCUGCGACGCUGCCCCAGAUAGGUAUGAUGACGACGACGAGGACUUCUUCGGCGGGCCCGGCGGUUAUAAGAGGGCGCGUUGCAUGCCGGAGGUGGACUUGAAAGCAAGGUGCGCCGAACUACUGGGCGAGAUGGUCGCGCUGACGGUCGCCGAGGCCGGCGGGCUGCACGGCGGCGAGGGCGCUCCAAUUUGGAGCGGCUCUUUCGUCCAACAAGACUACGCGCGCUGGCUGGCCCACCGGCGCUUGUUGUGGCGGUCUUUAAGAUUUGCGAAACAACGAAAGUGCCCGCCGCCCAUCGAUACGAGCACCGGCGCCGAGUGGGCCGAAGCACUAAAAGCGACGACCGAGCGGAGCGUCAUGGCCAUGGUCGCGGCGGCGCAGCGACGGGCGCACUGCGCUCCUGUCGUCGAAGACAUUCUCGAGGAGGACGUUGCUGAAGGUCUGUGUGCGCUGUGCGGCGCGGGCGCCGACGACGAGGCUGUAGAAGGGCCGCUCAUGGCGUUUAAGAAGGGCGACGAGCGCGUUCUAGUGCACCAGGCCUGCGCGUCGUGCUCGUCGGAGGUGUACUUUGAUAUGCAGUCUAGGCUCUGCAACGUGUUGAAAGCAGUUAAAAGAGGAAGAGGCCUCAAGUGCGCCGCGGGCAAAAAAUGUACAAGGCCCAGGAAAUCGGGCGCGACGGCGGGCUGCUCCGUCGCGUCAUGCAAGCGCAGUUAUCAUGUGCGGUGCUGCCUCGACACGGGCUGGACCUUCGGGCCGAACAAGACCUUCUUCUGUCCGGUCCAUAGGCGGGCGAACUACGACCCGAAGGACAUGUCGGACGAUUGGUGGACCUUCGACUGCGCCUGCGGCCGGAAGGGCCUGAACUUCGACGACGGCACGGCCAUGUGGGAGUGCUCGAAGUGCGGGUCGUGGCAGCACGCCGCGUGCGCGGGCGGCGCCGAGGACGCGGAGGCGCCCGACGACUACGCGUGCUUCCGCUGCCGCGGCUGAAGCCCCUCCCCCUCCCCCUCCCCCAUCGCGUAACAUUGAUUACCUCGA